Molecule: messenger RNA, 954 nt
Organism: Rhododendron vialii
Lineage: Eukaryota; Viridiplantae; Streptophyta; Magnoliopsida; Ericales; Ericaceae
Exons: 2
Coding region: 1-954 (317 amino acids)
Source: RefSeq, a predicted model, not a curated record
AUGGCAAGUUCAAGCAAUCAAAACAUGGGAGCUCUACCACUUUCUUUUCUACUUCUCAAUGGAGAAAGCUAUGAUUUUUGGUGUGUGAAGAUGAAGACCCAACUUAUGUCAAAUGAUGUUUGGGAAUAUGCUCAAGAUGGGUUUGAAGAUUAUCAAGGUGUGGAGGUGGCUUUGUCAAAUGAGCAAAAGAAACAAUUGAAGGUGGAUAAUAGGAUGAAUGCAAAAGCUCUCUCCAUGAUUCAACAAGGUAUUUCCGACAACCUCUUUCCUAGAAUUAUCAAUGAAACCCAAGCCAAGAAAGCAUGGGAUAUUCUUUACAAUGAGCAUAGAGGCAAUUUGAAGGUAAAAACCAUCAAACUUCAAUCCUUGAGAAGAGAUUAUGAGAAUUUUAAAAUGAAGGAUAGUGAAUUGUUGAAUGAUUAUUUUUCUAGACUUAUGGAUGUUGUGAAUCAAAUGAAAACAUAUGGGGAGGAUGUUGCUACUCAAAAAAUUGUUGAGAAAAUCUUAAUUAAUUUGCCGAAGAAGUUUGAUCCCAUUGUUGCCAUUAUUGAAAAUACUCAAGAUUUAGCCAAUUUGAGUGUCAAAGAAUUGAUGGGUUCCCUUAAGACAUUUGAGCAAAGAUUGAAUAGGCAAUCCGAAAAGUCAAUUGAGAGUGCCUUUCAAUCUAAGCUUAAUGAUUGCCGAGUCACAAACAAUCAACAAGCUAAUUACUUCGAAGAGCAAGAAGGUGGAGGGUGCAUGUUUUAUGCUUGUCAAGCUGCUUCCGAGCAAAAGAAUGAUGUGUGGUUCCUUGAUAGUGGUUGUAGUAACCACAUGACCGGAGAUGAGAGUAUCUUUGUGAAGAUCGAUACUUCCUCCAAUUCUCAAGUAAAAAUGGGGAAUGGUGCCUUAGUCCAAGCAAAAGAAAAUGGUACUAUUGCCGUGGAGACAAAGAAGGGUACAAGGAAUAUCUAG